UUCUCAACCUCAACAUGAUGCGAAAGGUAGGCUUGGUGCUGGUGGCAGGCGUGGUCGCCCUCGUUUCAGGAGAUAUCAGUCACCACGUCAAGAGUUCUCUGCACCACCCACUAGGUCACCAUGCUGCUCCGCUACAUCAUGUAGCCCCUGUGCACCAUGCUACCCCUGUACACCAUGCUGCCCCUGUACACCAUGCUGCCCCUGUACACCAUGCUACCCCAGUGCACCAUGCUGCCCCUGUACACCAUGCUGCCCCCUGGGGAUAUGCUCCUGUUUAUCCUGAUACGCCUCCACACUACGCCUUCGAGCACGCCGUCCACGACGACUACGCCGGCACCCACUUCGGCCACUCGGAGGCUCGCGACGGCUACAAGACGGAGGGCAAGUACUUCGUGCACCUCCCCGACGGCCGCGUCCAGACCGUCACUUACUACGCCGACGAGACUGGCUACCACCCCACCGUCUCCUACGAGGGGACGGCCCACUACGACGCCCACGCAGCCGCCCCUGUCAAGGCUUACCACGCCCCUGAGCCUGCAUAUCACGCCCCAAUUAGUCCCGUUAAGGAAAAGGAAUUCCUGUUCCUCUAA
This is a messenger RNA of Penaeus vannamei (Pacific white shrimp), 590 nucleotides long. Lineage: Eukaryota; Metazoa; Arthropoda; Malacostraca; Decapoda; Penaeidae. The record is from RefSeq and is a predicted model, not a curated record.